CCCUCCCCCGCCGUCCGGCUCCGGACAUCCCCGGGCCGCCUUGUCGGGACAUCCUGGUCCCAACAACGAUCGGCAAGAUGCUUUGGUGGCCCGGAUCCCCGGGGCCUGGCUUUUCACUCGGGUGCCCUAGCGGGCCGACUGCCUCCGUGGUGUCCCUUUCCCUUCCCCAGCCCUAACUCUGACGGCCGGUCGUUUGGCACCCUCACUAACCCUCUCUUUGGGCCGGGAAAGCGGGACCAGGGCAACCCUCUCCCCUUCGGCUUCUCUCGGCGUCUCCUGUUUCCCUCCCCCGCCCGGAUUUCUCAGGAGAACGCGCCUGGAAAACCCUGGGCUUGGCCGCCCCCGCCCCAGAGCCGGUUCCUGUGUCUGUCGCGGGGUUCUGGCUGGGCAGACGGUGGGGGUGGCGCGCGCUGUUCCGGCAGUCAGGGAAAUGAAAAGUGCGGGAGGCAGCGGCUGGAGUCUCCUCCCUUCCCUUUGGGUCUGUGAGGAGCAGCGCUGUGAGGAGGAAGUCUUCCCCCUGGCCAUGAACUACCUGGAUCGCUACCUGUCCUGCGUCCCCACCCGAAAGGCGCAGUUGCAGCUCCUGGGUGCGGUCUGCAUGCUGCUGGCCUCCAAGCUGCGCGAGACUACGCCCCUGACCAUCGAAAAACUGUGCAUCUACACCGACCACUCCGUCUCUCCCCGCCAGCUGCGGGACUGGGAGGUGCUGGUCCUGGGAAAACUGAAGUGGGACCUGGCUGCUGUGAUUGCCCAUGAUUUCCUGGCCCUGAUUCUGCACCGGCUUUCUCUGCCCCACGACCGACAAGCCUUGGUCAAAAAACAUGCCCAGACCUUUUUGGCCCUCUGUGCUACAGAUUACACCUUCGCCAUGUACCCGCCAUCCAUGAUCGCCACGGGCAGCAUUGGGGCUGCAGUGCAAGGCUUGGGUGCGUGUUCCACGUCUGGGGAUGAGCUCACGGAGCUGCUGGCAGGGAUCACAGGCACCGAGGUGGACUGCCUGCGGGCCUGUCAGGAGCAGAUCGAAGCUGCGCUCAGGGAGAGCCUCCGAGAAGCCGCCCAGACCUCGCCCAGCCCAGCACCCAAAGCCCCCAGGGGCUCCAGUAGCCAGGGGCCCAGCCAGACCAGCACUCCCACAGAUGUCACAGCUAUCCACCUGUAGCCCUGGAGAGGCCCCCUCCAGUGGCCAUGGGCAGCAGAAUAGGGGACACUGCCACCCACCCUCCCUGCCUGCAGGAACGAACCACGCCACAUCCAAAGCCUGAGGGGGCUCCUUCCUAUUUGCCCCUUGCAAAGCCUAAGGGGUUAGGCCCUAAAAUAUCUCUGCAGUGUGCACUAAGGGGCCUGGCCAGCUAUGUGUGGGUGGCUGGCUGGGCUUCUCCUUUUCUCUGCAUCUGACCAGCUCUGCCGCUUCCCUGAUCCUAGCUGGUGGCGGGCCAGGCAGGUUGGAAAUGAAAUUGAAGUAGGUAAAAUACACGUACCAGCAUUUCUUUUUGAGGUGCCCUUAUCUCUGGGCCUCUCACGUUCUCAGAUGCCCACAUGCCCCUAGUGCCUUGUAAAGGUGUCGCACCUUCCAGAGUUCUUUCUGAAGAAGUUUCAGAUACUCUGGUAGACGUGUGUGAGGGGAAACAGUCUGGACAGCUCCUCUUGACACACUUUGGAGGCCCCUGCAUGAUCCAUGCCCACAGCUGCUCCCAGAGGGCUGGCCCAGGCCUCUGUCAGAGGGGCGGGACCAACCAAGCCCUCCUUGGUUUCCGCUUUGCUUUCCGCUCAGCUUCUCCUGUGUGAUUGAGGGGGGCCAGUGCUGAAGGAAGAGGUGGUUUUAAUUUAUUGUUUUGAGGAAAGCUGUAAGAGGGUGUGGUGGGGCCCAUCUACCCCACAGGUGGCAGUAACCCUGGUGGUUGCUGCAGCCCUCCCUUCUACUGGCUGGAGGAUCUUUGUGGCCGAGGAGCUGCUACAGCCUGGGGUGGGGCCAUGCCCUCCUCUCCCUUGGCCCUUUGCCCCAUCCUCUGGGGGUGAGGGAUGGAGCAGGAAUAAACUGGAGGUGACAGCCCCCGUCUGGAGAGGGAGGCAAGCCCUGUUGACACAGGUCUUUCUUAAGGCCACAAGGUCCAGGCUGGUGGCCCAGGACCAUCACGCUACUUAAUAAAGAUUCUGGAAUAAACCUG
Molecule: messenger RNA, 2165 nt
Organism: Enhydra lutris kenyoni (northern sea otter)
Lineage: Eukaryota; Metazoa; Chordata; Mammalia; Carnivora; Mustelidae
Product: cyclin D3
Exons: 5
Coding region: 431-1159 (242 amino acids)
Biological process (GO): regulation of cyclin-dependent protein serine/threonine kinase activity; mitotic cell cycle phase transition; positive regulation of G1/S transition of mitotic cell cycle
Cellular component (GO): nucleus; cytoplasm; cyclin-dependent protein kinase holoenzyme complex
Molecular function (GO): cyclin-dependent protein serine/threonine kinase regulator activity
Source: RefSeq, a predicted model, not a curated record